UGUAGGGAAGGAGGGGUAUAGAGGCAUUCAUUCCAGCUUCAUACAGGAGGCAGUUGUGUGGGGAUAAAGGGGAUAACUUUCUUUCACUUACUCUUCUAGUCUGUCCAGGAAAGGAAGAGAAAGGAUGGACAGAUUGUUUUUCUAAUAUACCAGGACAAAAUGGCAUUUUUGUCUAAGCUGUCUUAAUUAUUAAGGUAUUGGUAAGUGUUACAAAGCCAAAAUGAUCCAAAAUGACCCAAAGGAUUGUGUCAUUUCUUUAGUGUUUUUCCUGUUUUAGAUUUGGUCUUUAAGGGAGCUUGUUAUAACAGCUUAGAAAAAUCCCACUUUGUGCUUUAAAAUCAUGCAUUGUCUUCCCUUUGCUAGGGCAACCAUAAGAGUUCACCCAGAGGACAAAUUUUCUAUCUCAUUAAUUGUUUUUUUUUUUUUUACGCGAACCCUAGUGGCCCCUCAAACCCUUGACCUUUAAAGACAGUAUUUUGUGUAAGCUCUAUAAUUCUCCUACCAAAAUGACCCUUACACAUGCUGCCCUCUUCUUUUUCUCUUUCCCCCCUCCUUCCCUCUAACACACACUCUUUUGCUUUAGUCACAGAGCCAAGCUGUGCAUGACUCUGGAGAUAAAAGUUUUGUCAACAUCUGAAAUCAACUUAAAUCGGAUGGGAGACACUUUAAUGGUCACAGUUUGAAUUAAGUACUUAACACUCUCCCCCCUGAAGAAAAAUGGCACUUUGCAGGCUCUCUUUCCUAGUUUUGCUGAAAUCUACGAUAUACCCGGUGUUUUAUUACAGCGGGAAUUCAACUGUGACAGGCAUAGUAGAGUACUUAAUACCCAGGAUGGGGCUCCUGGGAAGAUUACCUAGAUAUAUAGGGAGUGGGCCCUCUGCACAGAAUCUCUGACUUUAUACCCAGCUCUUCGAGGGUGCCCACAUUCCGCACCACCACCCCCCCUCACCUCUCAGCUUCUUCCCCCGAGGGGUGGGUAUCUCCAUCUCUACUCUGUCCCCCUGAUCUUCUAAGCUUCCAAACUGGGCUGCUCUUCUCACCACUGCCUUCUCUCCAGCAGUUGCAACAUGGAAACUGAUCUAGGACUCUUUAGAAUGAAAGGGAAAAAAGACACCCAAAGAAUCAGGGUAGCAAACAGAGAGUGGGGGGGGGGGCUUCCUGUCUGAAUGGGUGGGUUCUGUGCAGGGAGCAGGCUGUUCUUUGCACUCCUUUGGCUUGCAUCCCUAGCCUAGCCGCAGCCCUGUAUUGAAGAACAUAGGCUCAGCUUUCCCAAGGGCUGUUCCUAUUGCCCCUCUUCUAUAUUAUACCCCAGGGGCCCAAGAAGAACUCUGCUUCCUCUAUCAAAGGCUAAGGGCUAGGAAAAAUAGGAGGAGGAAAGAAUAUGGGUUCUCACUUCUUGUUGGAAUCAGGGAGGGUGCUGGGGCUGUUGAUGAAACAUUCUAGUCUGAAACUUCUCUCUCUUGGAAUUCUGGUAUCACUUCUCAAGGCCCCACACUCAUGGAGUAACUCCCGCCACCCACUCAGGCCAGCUCCCCUGUCUCUGGGCUUGAUUUCUGGGGCUACAAGAGAUCCUUGUUUCAAAGAAUGUCCGAGGUGAAAGAGAUUUGGAGGCCAUUUUGGUUCAAUCUUCUCAGUUUACGGUAGAGGAAACUAAGGCAGUUGAAUGUUCCCCCAUGUUCCUGUUAAUGAAUGUGCAGGUUGAAUAGAGCCUUUGGUCUCACCUUGGAGAGGGGUAAGUGCACAGGCAUCUUUCCUCUGGGCAAGCCUAUUCUGCCUAGAAUGGACCUGCCUCUGGGCUCACACUUGACAAGGGUGGCCACAGGUGUGCUGAGGUGUCCAGGGAGGUAGGGUAGGUUCUCGCCUGAAGCGCCAUCAAAGCGGCUCCAGGAGAUUAGGUCACCAAAGCGCCUUAGCCAGGGCACUGACACAGGUGGGCUGACCUUUGGUCCCAGGAGGGGACAGAUGCCUGGGUGCCUGGGAGAGCGGUGGGCACCCCACUGUCCACAAUGCUCAUAGUUCCAGAAUGACUAAUUCUAUGCUGGCCCUGGGAUUUCCAUGGCAGUCGCUUGCCCUGGAGUUGAGCAAGGAGCAAGGAGUGUCUGCGUUCUGGAGGCCUGGGAACCAAAAAAGCCAAACAAGGACCGUCGUUGCAGCAGAUAAAGGUGUAGCGCCAGUUCGAGGGAGAUAUUGAAAUUGUAAUCUUUUGAGGUCACGUGACUCAUUAAAUAAUUAAUGCGGAUCGUCAGGAAUGGAUCGGAGUCGUCAGGGCCGCACUAGGAAUGAAUCUCUCAGAAGUGAGACCCCAACUUCCUAUUUGAUUUUUAAAAACACACACCCUCAGAUUUAUCUCCAAAGGCUUUUAACUCCUUCAGGAGGUUUGAAGAGAGAGCCCUUCGGCGGGGAGGACCGGAGCUGGCGGGCCCACGCCGGGUUUGGGGGCUUUUUCUUCAGGGUUUCUGCAAGUCCGGGGAGCGCGCCGCGUCCGGGGAAACGUGAGUUUGGGCUGGGUUUUCUGCGGUCACAUCCCGGCUUUAGUGAUGAAGUGGGACGGAUGCGCAGACAGUUGAUAAUGUUCUGAUUCACACGGGGGAAGGCUGCAGAGAUACCACAGGACCGGCGCGCGGCUUUGUUCAAUUUUCCCGGUGUUCAUAAAUCACCCGCGCCGGGCGAGCGAGGGAGCAAGCGAGCGCCAAAAACGCCGAGAGAGAGGCCACGGCGGCGGUGGCGGCGGCGGCGGCGGCCAUUGCAGAGGGAAAGAGACCUGGGCAACAUCUCUUUGUGACUCAUUAGUCUGAACGAUUUAUGGGGAACGGCAGCCAUGAAUAUUUGACUUGGGGAUAAGGAAAUAGCAACAACAAUAAUAACCAUAAUAAUUACAAUACUCCUAAGCGUCGUUGGUGGGGAGGGGUGGCGGAUGGCGGCAUAGCGGUUCUUUCUGGGGCGAAGUUGAGUGGCAUUGUGCAGGGUAGCUAAGCCCCACCACGCUCAGGGUCCCUCCAGGAGCCCCAAGGCCGGAGACACUCCCUGUGGGGACAUAGAGGGCGAAUUUGAAUAAGAGAAAGGGGCCCAGCGUGGAUUCUGAGUCCCAAGGGCCUGAUGGAGGGUGAGGGCUACAGGUCGAGAGGGUGGCAGAGGGCAACUAGUUGCUGGUUUUCCGCCAUUUGUUCAGUGUGCUAGGGGGCCCUGAAGCCUGAGGGUCAGGGGGCUUGUCAGCUAUUUGGUGGUCUCUCAGGCCAUCAACAGGACUGCAUGGACUGGGAUCAGGCAUCCAGGGCUGGUUGGGGGCAGGCUGGCAUGUGGGGAGGCUACCGGGCCGGGGGGUGAAGGGGUAGCGGGGAGUAGGUUUAUGGAAGCAACCGGCCCAGCAGAGUCCCAGGCAGUGGAGAAUCUAGCCGGGGUUCAGCAUUGGGGAUGAUUCUUCUCCACCUUCCCCAGCGUCUUCUCUCCAUCUCCGGAAAGUUGGCUGACCAUUUGCUACUUAGAGAGCAAGAGAGGGUUGCAGAUACCUUGAGAGACAAGUUGGCAGCAGAAUUAGGGCAUCGGUUGGUUUGGGACUGUUGUGCAAGGCAAGGCUGUUUAGGGCCCUCAGAUCGGGUAUUGUCAGAUGUCUGCAUCCUUCCUAGUCUUCCCCUAUUUCCAACCAGCCGCAGUUGGCCUACUCUCAGGGACUGGGCGCUGCGGUGGUCCCGCCAGCCCACUGGGACCGAGAAGUGAGGCACCCCGGGCUUGAAUAAACCAGAAGACAAAACCUCUCAAGACUGCCCCCCAGCCCAAAGACUGCGCCGGGGUCUGAUUUCGAGUCAAACAGAAAUGAGCACUAUUAGUGAGGUUUCAAGAGAGUCUGUGAUUGAAUGCUCCCAGACAGGGCUUCCCUUUGUUAGCGAAAGAAAAUAAAGCGUGCAUUCACAUUCCCCAAGUUGAGGUGCGUGAGGAGCUCUUGGAGCAGAGCUGGCACCAACGGCAAAGCUUCUGCCACCUUCCCAUCUUCCUCCGCCUAUCCAUUUUCUUCUCCCUACCCCCUUCCCCCAUCCCAGCCCCCGUAAAAAGAAAGAAAGAGGAGAAUGUGGGUGCGGAGAUGGAGUAUGUAUUUAUUUUACAAAAAUAAAUCAUCAUCUGCAGGCCAUUCUUAGACUGGACCCUUUCGAGCAACGAGUGCGCCUCAUGGACGAGUGCCCUGGCGACUCCUCCGAGUCCGCGUCACCCCGGGGGCCACCCUGGCGCCCGCGCAGGGCCGCACUUCCAACUCCGGCUCUCCAGCUCCCUUCCUUCGCAGCCACCGUUUACUCUCUGCUGUUUAUUUGUCCGCAGAGCGCCAGGACACCGGAAAAGGCGAUUCCCUGAGUGCCUGGAGUUGGAGACAAUCACUGGUUCAGUCUUAAACAUCUUUGGAGGUAAGCGCUGCGCCAACUCUUCACUCCUCCGGGCUUUGCACGGGCCUUUGGAAGGAGUUUCCUCGUCCAGGCAGCUGCAGCCCCUUGAAGGAGGUUCUGGUCAAUAUUUAACCUCGGAGACGUUUUGGAGCUGGGUUCUCUUGAGCUGCACGCCCCGGGAAUGCGGGGUUUCAGGCAGACAAAGAGUCUGCCCCGAAAAACGGCCGGCACUGUGCAGGCGGGGCGGUUGCAGAGACCAAAGAUGUGCGUGCGGGGGCGGCCGGGGGUGUCAGAGGAGCGUGUUUGUUUCUUCGAGCGAGCUCCAAACAAACCCCUACACCGAGCAGCAGGGCAGAAGCAAGUAGAGGCCACGGGUGCGGCGGCCGCUGCGUGGGCCGCGCUCUCUGUCGACUGCGGCGCCCGCGGAGACUGUGAGUUCGGGAAUGGUCGUCAGUCACAGAUCUGCGUUGAGGAAACUUGUCUCGCCGCCUUGCAGUUUCUCCUAUCCUUUUGCCUUUCCGCGGCAUGAGGGAGGUUGCUGCUGCCUUUCGAAUGUGUAGACCGUCGCAGGCAGCGGGUCUUCUCCGUUCCUUUAGGUGGGCGGAACUGCUCUUUUUCCUACGGGAAAAGCACGCGUUUCCCAGGUCUCUGCGUUUUCUUUUCCUACUGGAAACAAGGGAAGACUCUUUAAAAUUCUUUCCAAGUUCUGGCUUAAUUUGUUCUCUUAGUUUGGGAUGCAGGGAGGUAAUUACUGUGGUUUAUUACCUUGUAAAAGAUCCAUAAAUUUUGUGCCUGUUUGGGGGAGGGGCUGUUGGAAUAGCUUUCAGAAGCUUGGUAUGAAGGAAUGGGUUUGCUUUGUUCUUUCAGGAGUUAUUUAUUUUAAAAAGUUUUCUGAGUUUUUGUUUUCUAUUCCGCGGGCCUCAGCCUUCCCUAAAAUUUGCUCCCCAAAUAGAUAUCAGGUUGUUAAUUAAGUGCAACAUGCUAUUCAGUGAUGCUGUAAGGCUGAUAUGUUGUUCUGGAUACAAUUAUUAUCUUAUCAGAUAGAAGGUAAACAGGGAAUAGUAAACCUGGGUUACUUUCUCAGCUCCUGUAUGUCUAUUUAUAUCAAGUAUAGGUUGAGUAUUUUAGGAAUUCGCAACUCACUGUGUACAUAUGAUUUGAAUCUCUGCACACAACAGAAUCACUGCAUAUGUACAUAGUCACAGGAGUUGGAGACCAUGUGUAUAAAAUGAUAUACACAUCCAUAUGUGUCCAGAGAACUUGGAGCCCAUUUGUACUGCAGUUGCACCCACAGGAAAUAUCUCAUGUUAAAUAAUGAUAUAUAACCUACACACACACACACACACACACACACACACACACACACACACACAUGCACACACACACACAGACAAAAGUGGGCUAAGCAGGCCUUACCAGCCACUAAGAAAAACCACUAGAGCUAACUAAAGGGAGAAAAAUGUUAAGUGUAUUUUUGACAGAGAAAUCAGAUUGCAGUGUUUGGAUACAGAUAUAUCUAAUCUGCCAACAGCCUUGCAAAUAUUGACUAAAGCCCUGUAUCCAUGCUCACCUGCUCCUUCCAAGACAACUUUUGGCUCUGGUGAAAUGGAUUCAGGGCAUGUGUCCCCAGCCCUGGCCAGGUUGGGGGCUGGAGUGGAAGGGGGGACCGGCAGCUAGAUUUUCCCGGCUGGGCUUCGAUACUUGAGUAUCUCUAUUCUCGUUCUCUGGAAAUGAACUUUAAAAGGUCCAUAGCCUUGUUCAAGGAGAGUGGAUUUCAGAGUGGUGAGGGAGGACUCUCAGCUGCUGGUUCCCUGGUGGCCUGCCCAGACCAAGGUCUCUCUUAGGAAAGCCAUUUUCACCUCAAAAGUUAAAUUUCUUUUGACUUCCUCAGAUUUUUUCCUCCACAUCCCACCAAAUCACCCCAUUCCAACCCAAGUCGUUAAUGUUAAUUGUUAAACAGCAGUUGGAGCAUUAACUGGGCUGUUAAUAGCGGCAAUGGAGGCUCCUGGCUAGAGCCGAGAUGCCGCUGGGCCUUCCUGGCGUUAAGGCAUUUCUCUGAAGCAGUACCAAAUACUUCUCUCAUUGAUUUAUGGCCUCGGAGUUACGAUUUGCUCCAGACUGUUCUGAGAGUUCUGAAGGGGGCCCCUUCUCAUCUCUGAGUUGAAGUCUCUGCAGAAACUUUGGUUGGGGGAGAUGGGAGUUUGCCAGCAAUUUGGCAAUACUUCCAGGUCCUUUCUAGGCUACCUGGAGAGUUCGGUGUGAAAUAUUUGGCACAGGCAGGGUGGGGGGACUGCAUAAGGGGAGCAGAGGACAAUGUGUUAGUUGUGUGAGUCCUUGGGGGACUGCAGAGUGCUUUUUGGGAAACCGGCCUUUGGUUCUAUCCCCCACACCCCAUACCUGAGAGAAGUAGGUUUGCACUUUGGGUUCUCACUUUCCAGCUUGUGGCUUAGGUCAGAGUUGGGUCAGUUCACAGAGAGGUUCUCUCCCAGCUCUACCACAGACAGAACUUUGUUGGAAUACUGCCACCAGCGUAGGCCAGGGCUCACUUCCAAAGGAUUAGGUCUCCUCCUCUUUUAUUGCCCUUCUGAUUUGGACACCCCCGUGACCAGGCCCCCUUACUGAGGGCCUUACAUUCUCACUAGGCCCCUGCAGGGCAGGACAGGAGGAGGAGGAAUCCUGUAGCUGCUAUAAGUGAGUCCUCACUCUUAGAGAGGCCUAGCCAGCUGAAGAUCCACUCUAAAGAAAGAAAAGAAUAAGGCACCAGGAGCCCACCACUUCAGAAACCAAGAAGUUCAGAAACUAAGACCUGAAAAGAGAAACUUUUAAGGCAGGUCCUGAGAGGGUGAAGUGUUACAAUCAGUAGACAGUGUCACCAAGCAGAAGUCAGGAGUAGAAGCAGGGCAGGGCCGGGGAGGGGGGGGGGGGGGUUGGUUCAGCUCAGUUGCUCCAGAGCAGAGUUGGUCCUGUUCAUUUUCUGCUGGUGGACAGACUUGUCUUAGGGGAGGGUGGACAGACCCAUCUGCAAAAGGGUCCCAGGUUACCUUGUAGGUUAAUUCAAGGGAUGCCAGCAAAGAUUGGUUGUAUAUAUAGUUUUUCUCUUACAGAGUCAAUUAGAUCAUUUCCCCUUACAUUUUCCAUUGUUAGAAGCCUAUAAUUUCAUGUAUCGCUCAGCUGUGCACUGAGGAAGUACGCAAGUUUAGGUUUAGCCAGGGCACUGAGUCCCUCCAGAUUUUGCAAAACCCUGACCCACCACUCUAGAGGCAAGCACCUCUUCCCUAGAGGGCUCCCAUUGAACAAAAUCAAUUUAGCCUUUUGUCAGGUAAUUUGGGGCCUUUUGGCGUGGGUGGUAGCAAACUCCAUACAAUGGCAGGCCAUGAGGGAGUCCACUGACUAAGCCAGUCAUUACUGGGUUUUCUUCUGGAAACAGGGCCCGGGCCUUGCCUUUUGACGUACUGGCUAGCAGGCCAGAGGAGACUGGCAUGCUUGGGUGUGCAGGCUUCAGCUUGUCUGCGUGUGGAAGACUGUACAGAAAGUUACAUGGACUCUGAGAAUGGGGACAGCAUUGCUGUUUGGAUCAUUUGUACAGAAAUAUAAGUGGAGAUAAGUGGCCCAGUGUGGCACAUGUUGGGGGGGGGGUGCCCCCAGCGUCCUACUGCCCUAGAUGAAACUCUUCCCCACUGCUGGGCAAGGUUCCCCACUUCCCCUCCCCCAAAGCUGAAUGUUCUGCUUGGAAACCUAGUCCCUUCAGUGAUUUCCUAUUUCAAAUAAAAGGAUUUAAGUUGACGUAUGACCACGUGAGCACAUAAUACAGCGCAUUAUUGUGGCAUUUGGAGCGGAGACCCGGGCGGGCUUCGCCUGUGAUUACGUUUUCUAGAUUCUCUACAGAGCGAGAGCUUUUUCCCCCCACCCCCACGCACCCACCUCCUCCUUCUCCUUCCCCUUCUCCGGAGAGCGCUCUCCUAGCGGGUUGCAGUUUUCAGCGCUCAUGGAGCGGUUCUGGGCGAGCUAGCCGAUGGGACUCGAGGCCACACCAGGAGGAUGGAAUUUAUUUUAAGGUCUGCGCGGGGCAGCCAUUGGCGGCGGAGUAUCACGUGACCGCGGGGGCGUGCCAAUGUGCGCCCUCAAGGGUGUCAAGCCCCUGUCAGAGUGUGCGAUCAAGAUUGUGAGACAACGCGAUGCAAAAAGCGACCUACUACGACAGUUCGGCGAUCUACGGUGGCUACCCCUACCAGGCAGCCAACGGGUUCGCUUAUAAUGCCAAUCAGCAGCCGUAUCCGGCGUCCUCGGCACUGGGCACCGAUGGCGAGUACCACCGACCUGCCUGUUCACUCCAGUCGCCCGCCAGCGCCAGGGGCCACCCCAAGGCGCACGAGCUGAGCGAGGCGUGUCUGCGCACCCUGAGUGGCCCGCCCAGCCAACCCCCAGGCCUCGGCGAGCCCCCCCUGGCCCCGCCGCCCCCCCAGGCCGCGCCCCCUGCUCCACAGCAGCCUCAACCCCCGCCACAGCCCCCAGCACCCGCUCCUGCCGCGCCCCCGCCCCCCUCUUCAGUUUCCCCACCUCAGAAUGCCAGCAGCAACCCCACGCCUGCCAGCGCAGCCAAGAGCCCCCUACUCAACUCACCCACCGUGGCCAAACAAAUCUUCCCCUGGAUGAAAGAGUCUCGGCAAAACACAAAGCAGAAAACCAGCGGCUCCAGCUCAGGGGAGAGCUGCGCUGGCGACAAGAGUCCGCCUGGGCAGGCGUCGUCCAAACGGGCGCGCACCGCCUACACGAGCGCGCAGCUGGUGGAGCUGGAGAAGGAAUUCCACUUCAACCGCUACCUGUGCCGGCCGCGCCGGGUAGAGAUGGCCAACCUGCUGAACCUCACAGAGCGCCAGAUCAAGAUCUGGUUCCAGAAUCGCCGCAUGAAGUACAAGAAGGAUCAGAAGGGCAAGGGCAUGCUGACGUCAUCAGGGGGCCAGUCCCCAAGUCGUAGCCCGGUGCCCCCCGGCGCGGGCGGCUAUCUGAACUCUAUGCAUUCGCUGGUCAACAGCGUCCCAUACGAGCCCCAGUCGCCCCCGCCUUUCUCCAAGCCUCCCCAGGGUGCCUAUGGGCUGCCCCCCGCCUCCUACCCCGCACCCCUGCCAAGCUGCGCGCCCCCACCGCCCCCACAGAAGCGCUACACCGCGGCGGGGGCAGGGGGCACACCCGACUAUGACCCGCACGCUCAUGGCCUGCAGGGCAACGGCAGCUAUGGGACCCCACACUUACAGGGAAGCCCCGUCUUCGUGGGGGGCAGCUAUGUGGAGCCCAUGAGCAACUCUGGGCCUGCCCUCUUUGGCCUAACUCACCUCCCCCACGCCGCCUCGGCAGCCAUGGACUACGGGGGUGCUGGGCCACUGGGCAGCGGCCACCAUCACGGGCCCGGGCCAGGGGAGCCUCACCCCACCUACACGGACCUUACCGCCCACCAUCCUUCUCAGGGAAGAAUUCAGGAAGCCCCCAAGCUCACCCACCUGUGAUGGUGGGCUCGGGGCUGCGCGCCAGGAGAGUACCCCCCCCCCCCGCCCCCACCUUUCUUCGUCGUUUCCCUGUUUUGUUUUGUUUUAAGAUUCUUCCUGUCCUCUCUUUUCUGUUCUCCGCCCCUUCUACCUUCCCCUCCCCCUCGUUUUGUUUUCUUUGGUAACGCGUUUUUAUAGUUUAUGUGACGUAGCAAUCUUGGUUGCUGGAAUGGCUGUCAGUAUCAGUAGCGAUGUUUAUCUCCUCCUACCCCCUCGCUCGGCCGCUGGCCCUGCACCCUUUACUUUCUCUACUCUUUGAUCAGAAACAGGGUAUAUGAACAAAUUUUCUAGCCGAGUUCUUCAAUGUGAAUUUGUUCGUACAUUAUGGCUCCCGAGGGGAAGCAAUUACUUUUUUUUUUUUUUAACUUUUAGAUUUUUUUUAAAUUGCACUUCUUGUAAAGAGCGAGAGAAAAAUCAAAGGCGCUUUGAAACAGGGGCUCCCUGUGCAAGGACGACUAAGUGUACGUCUUUCCGUGUGUGUAUGCUGGUGAACAGUCAGAUUUAUUUAUAUUUUUUUUGCAAGCAUUGAAUAAUCUAAGUUUUAAAUAUUAUUUAUCCCCAUCCGUUCGUAUUUAUAUUAAAGAAAUUCUGUACCCUGAUUGUUCAGAAGGUUUCUUGGGCCUUUUGUUCAAUAGUGUAUUGGCGUACAUAGAAAAAAUUUUUAUUUGAAAGGGAAAUAUAAUUCCUUUAUAAAAACGGUAAUGAUGCAAUAAUACCAGAGAGGAUCCAGCUUUUGAAAAGACUGAUUUAGGUUUGUAACAUCCGGCCAAACUGAAAAAAAAAAAAAAAAAAAAAACAAUCUGUAAACGUGAAAAAUGCUAGAUUUGUUUCGAGAGUUCUACAUUCCUUGCUGCUCACAUUCUGAGAAACUAAACAAAAAAAAUAAAUAAAGUUUUUAUUCUGAAUAA
Felis catus (domestic cat) is the source of this 10818-nucleotide messenger RNA. It is a transcript of the gene HOXA3, whose product is annotated as homeobox A3. Gene Ontology annotation, biological process: regulation of transcription by RNA polymerase II. Gene Ontology annotation, molecular function: DNA-binding transcription factor activity, RNA polymerase II-specific; RNA polymerase II cis-regulatory region sequence-specific DNA binding. The transcript is spliced from 3 exons. The record is from RefSeq and is a predicted model, not a curated record. Bases 8546 to 9871 code for a protein of 441 amino acids. Gene Ontology annotation, cellular component: nucleus. Lineage: Eukaryota; Metazoa; Chordata; Mammalia; Carnivora; Felidae.